AUGGCCACCAACAAGGAGGAAGUAGUAGUCGAACACUUCAACAAACCCACCCCUCACGAUGAACCCGUCCUCACCGACAACGUCAACAGCGACAACAAUGUCAACCUCGAAAAACCCACCUCCAUGGACCGUCUCAUUGCAGACGCCAAAGCCGCCACAGAAAAGGAGCACAAAAUGACUUUGCUGCAGGGCAUCAGACUAUACCCCAAAGCCGUGUUUUGGAGUAUAGUGAUUUCAUCGUGUAUUGUCAUGGAAGGGUACGAUAUUAGUCUUGUGGGGAAUUUGUAUGGGUUUCCGGCUUUCAAUCAAAAGUAUGGAGAGUUGGGGAGUGAUGGGACAUAUCAGAUUCCCGCUCGGUGGCAAUCGGGCUUGAGUAAUGGUGCGGCUGUGGGAGAGAUUAUUGGCUUGUUCAUAAAUGGAUAUGUCUCGGAGCGAUUCGGGUACAGAUACACCGUCAUGUCCUGUCUGGUCAUGCUCGCUGCAUUCACGGCGAUCUUCUUCACGGCUCAGAAUGUGCAGACUUUGCUCGCCGCCGAGAUUCUCUGCGGUAUCCCCUGGGGUGUUUUCCAGACCUUGACCGUGACUUAUGCAUCCGAGGUCUGCCCCGUUCCCCUCCGCAGCUAUCUGACAUGCUACGUCAACGUAUGCUGGGGAAUCGGCCAGGUAAUUGGCGUCGGCGUGAUCAAGGCGAUGUUGAACCGCGGCGAUCACGAUCAAUGGGCGUACCGUAUCCCCUACGCCCUGCAAUGGAUGUGGCCUUUGCCUCUUUUUAUCGGUGUCUGGUUCGCGCCCGAAUCACCCUGGUGGCUUGUUCGCAAGGGUCGCGUCGAAGACGCCAAAAAGUCGCUUCUCCGCUUGACAAGUCUCAACAGAGAGACCGACUUUGACGCAAACGAAACGAUUGCUAUGAUGGUGCACACCACUGCGCUAGAGGAGAAGAUUACAUCUGGCUCGAGUUACUGGGACUGUUUCAAAGGCACCGACCGCCGUCGCACGGAGAUUGUGUGCAUGGUCUGGGCAAUCCAGAAUCUGAGCGGGAACUCGUUCUCGAAUUAUUCGACUUAUUUCCUGGAGCAGGCGGGUCUGAGUUCGUCGGAUUCGUACUCGUUUGCGUUGGGACAGUACGCGAUCAAUAUUGUGGGUGUGUUUGGUGCGUGGGGUUUGAUGGCUAUGGGUGUUGGUCGACGAUCUCUAUAUCUCUUCGGCCUGUGUGGUCUGUUUUCGAUGUUGUUCGUCAUGGGGUUUUUGGGCCUUGUUCCCGAGUCCCAUCGCACUCAAGGCGCACUCGCCACAGGCUCGAUGAUGAUUGUCUGGGCUCUUUUCUACCAGAUCUCUGUCGGCACCGUCUGUUACUCUUUAGUAGCUGAACUAUCCACACGCCGCCUACAAAUCAAGUCAGUCGUCCUGGCGCGCAACCUGUACAACAUCGUCGGCAUCAUAACCGGCGUCUUGACCCCUUACAUGCUGAACCCCACAGCCUGGAACUGGUCCAACUACGCUGGCUUUUUCUGGGCUGGAUUGUGUUUCCUGUGUAUUGUGUACACUUAUUUCCGUGUUCCGGAGCCCAGUGGUCGCACAUUCGCGGAGUUGGAUGCGUUGUUUGAGAAGGGGGUUAGUGCGCGCAAGUUUGCUUCGACUGAAAUCAAUGUUUUUGAUGAGGAGGUUGAUAGAAAGGUGGGCGAUACAUAUAAGGAUGUUUAUCAGAAUCAUUAUUAA
Talaromyces amestolkiae is the source of this 1716-nucleotide messenger RNA. RefSeq lists its product as uncharacterized. NCBI's taxonomy places the organism in Eukaryota, Fungi, Ascomycota, Eurotiomycetes, Eurotiales, Trichocomaceae. Bases 1 to 1716 code for a protein of 571 amino acids. The record is from RefSeq and is a predicted model, not a curated record. The transcript is spliced from 2 exons. Gene Ontology annotation, molecular function: carbohydrate:proton symporter activity. Gene Ontology annotation, biological process: transmembrane transport; carbohydrate transport. Gene Ontology annotation, cellular component: membrane.